CACCACACUCCGCCGCCAGCAUGUCCUUCGCCACGCCCCAGCUCGGCCGCUUCGGCCUGCCGCCGGCCGUCAACGAGCCCAUGCGCAACUACGAGGUCAAGUCGGCCGACCGCGCCGGCCUGCAGGCCGCCGUCGAGGCGAUGCGCGCCGCCGGGCCCUUCGACGUGCCGUGCAUCGUCGACGGCGCCGAGGUGCGCACGGGGCGCACGCAGCAGCAGCGCAACCCGGGCAACCACGAGCACGUGCUCUGCACCUACCACGAGGCCGACGCCGCGCUCACCGAGAAGGCCAUCGCCGGCGCGCUCAAGGCCAAGGCGCAGUGGGAGGCCAUGCCGUGGAACGACCGCGCGGCCAUCUUCCUCAAGGCCGCCGACCUCAUCGCCGGCAAGUGGCGCUUCCCGCUCAUGGCCGCGACGAUGCUGGGCCAGGGCAAGAACGCGUGGCAGGCCGAGAUUGACGCGGCCGCCGAGUCGUGCGACUUCCUGCGCUUCGGCGUCAAGUUCGUCGACGAGAUGUACAGCAUCCAGCCGGCCGAGCACUCCAAGACGGUGUACAACCGCUCCGAGUACCGCGCGCUCGAGGGCUUCGUCUUUGCCAUCUCGCCGUUCAACUUUACGGCCAUCGCCGCCAACCUCGUCGGCGCGCCGGCGCUCGUCGGCAACACGGUCGUGUGGAAGCCGAGCCCGAUGGCCAUCUACAGCAACUACCUCGUGUACAAGAUCUUCGAGGAGGCCGGCAUGCCCGCCGGCGUCGUGCAAUUCGUGCCCGGCCCCGCCGAGGAGAUCGCCAGCACGGCCAUCGCGCACCGCGCCUUCGCGGCGCUGCACUUCACCGGCUCGACGCACGUGUUCCGCUCGCUGUGGAAGCAGAUCGCAGGCUGCAUGGACAACUACGUCGGCUACCCGCGCAUCGUCGGCGAGACGGGCGGCAAGAACUUCCACCUCGUGCACAAGAGCGCCGACGUCGACGCGGCGGUGCACCAGGCGAUCCGCGGCGCGUUCGAGUACCAGGGGCAGAAGUGCAGCGCGCUGAGCCGCCUGUACGUGCCGCAGAGCAUGUGGGCCGGCGGCUUCAAGGAGAAGCUGCUGCGCGAGAUUGCGUCGAUCUCGCAGGGCCCCGUGGAGCAGUUUGAGCACUUUAUGGGCCCCGUCAUUGCGCGCCACAGCUACGACAAGAUCCUCGGCCUCAUCGACGCCGCCAAGAAGGAGGGCGGCGAGGUGCUGUGCGGCGGGCGCGGCAACGACGCCACGGGCUUCUUCGUCGAGCCGACGGUCAUCGAGACGCGCGAGCCGCGCAGCGUGACGAUGGUCAACGAGAUCUUCGGGCCCGUCAUCACCGUCUACGCGUACCCCGACGAGCAGUUUGAGGAGACGUGCCGCAUCAUCGACACGACGACCGAGUACGCGCUGACCGGCUCCGUCUUUGCGCGCGACCGCUACGCCGUCAUCACGGCGAGCAACCUGCUGCGCAACAGCUCGGGCAUGUUCUACAUCAACGACAAAUGCACGGGCGCCGUCGUGGGGCAGCAGCCGUUUGGCGGCGGACGCGCCAGCGGCACCAACGACAAAGCCGGCAGCAUGGCCAUCUUCCUGCGCUUCGUGCAGCAGCGCACGAUCAAGGAGACGAUGAUCCACCCGGAGCACUACAGCUACCCGAGCAACAUCGUCUAGCUCACAGCACGUCCCGCACGCCGGGCGCGGCCCCGCCGGCGCGCCCCGCCCCUUCUCUCGUCUCCGCCUGAUCCGUGUCACCGUCGCAUCCGUCCAUCACGAUAUCCCCCGCCCCUCGCGCAGCAGGGCUUAACACAGCUGCGGGCCGGCCCCGGCCGCCCUCUCCCACACACAUCAUCAUGCCGCGUCACCCACCCCAUGUAGCGUCGAUUGCAACGCCUUAACACCUGCAAGCCCACCAUCACCCAUCA
Molecule: messenger RNA, 1921 nt
Organism: Tilletiopsis washingtonensis
Lineage: Eukaryota; Fungi; Basidiomycota; Exobasidiomycetes; Entylomatales
Product: putative delta-1-pyrroline-5-carboxylate dehydrogenase
Exons: 8
Coding region: 21-1670 (549 amino acids)
Cellular component (GO): mitochondrial matrix
Molecular function (GO): L-glutamate gamma-semialdehyde dehydrogenase (NAD+) activity
Source: RefSeq, a predicted model, not a curated record